Molecule: messenger RNA, 1245 nt
Organism: Clonostachys solani
Lineage: Eukaryota; Fungi; Ascomycota; Sordariomycetes; Hypocreales; Bionectriaceae
Source: the annotation of a GenBank genome assembly
AUGGCAAGAUCCGCAGAGUCGCGAAAAUAUGACCUCGUGGUGCUUGGAGCAACAGGCUACACUGGAAAACUGACAGCACAAUCCGUUGCCAAAAACUUCCCAGGCGACCUCAAGUGGGCAAUUGCAGGAAGGUCAAAAACGAAGCUGCAAGAACUCGCUGCGGAAUUGAGGGGGAUAAGGCCAGAUGGAUCACAUCCAGAAAUUGAGAUUGUUGAUCUCGAGCAGACGGACCAGGUAGAUGCUGUGGUGCAACAAACCAAAGUAUGCAUCAGCAUCGUGACAUACUGGAGAGUCGGUGAAAUCGUGGUUGAGGCAUGUGUCAAGCACAAGACGGACUACGUUGACGCGGCAGGAGAGCCUUCACAUCUUAAGGGAUGGAUUGAGAAGUACCAUGAGAAGGCCGAAUCCGAAGGAACCGCACUUAUACACGCUUCUUCGAUGUAUAGCGGCCCUCAAGAUCUCCUAUCUUGGGCAGCCGCGCGAGAACUGAAACGGGCGUUUGGAGCAGAUACGAAAGAAGUCAUCCUCACUAAUACAAAAUUAGACCCAAAUCCCAGCGGCGGCACUUUUGAAGGAAUGAUGGUCGGCACAUCCAAGAAGCAGGAGUCUAAAGGCCCUGUAGCUCCUCCAAACCCGUGGAUUGUAUCACCCAUUCCCGGCACAGCGGUGCAUCCCCAGGCAACUGGGCUACUCAUCCGCGAGGAUCCCGAUCUCGGCCUGCUGUCGGAGUACUCCAUGGCUCGACUUCAAAACCAAGCCAUAGUCUAUCGCACUUGGGGUCUUCUACAGGUUGCGAAUGAAGGACUGGGCCCAAAUUUUCAGUACAACGAGUACGACAGUGUCGGUUCCAAAGUGGAAGGAUUCUUCAAGAUGCUUGAAUUCAGGAUAAUUACUACUUUGCUGUCUAAUAUCCUGACGCUGCGCCUGCUCAAGUUAUUCAUGCCAGCGCCAGGAUCGGGGCCUGAUGUCCGCAAAACAGCGACGCACCCCAUUGAGAUGCAGGCUUUGGCAAUCGCAGACGGCAAUGAUGCGCAGCGAGCGACUGCCAGUUUCUCGUUCCCAUCUGGAUCUUACCAUACCACAGCACUGUUUCUGAGCCAGGCUGCAGCAUCGCUGCUUUAUUCCAAGUCCCUUGAGGGUGGUAUAAAAGGAGGCUGUCUGACGCCGGCUAUUUUGGGAGAGGAUUUUGUACAGAGAAUCAGGGCAGCGGGGGCGGUGAUCGAGAUCUCGUCAAAGCAAAAGUGA